Molecule: messenger RNA, 993 nt
Organism: Macrosiphum euphorbiae (potato aphid)
Lineage: Eukaryota; Metazoa; Arthropoda; Insecta; Hemiptera; Aphididae
Source: the annotation of a GenBank genome assembly
AUGUCUGAAGAAAGAAAAUUUGAAUCGGGGGCAAAAAAAAGAGCAAAAAAGAAAAGUCAACUUCUUGUAGCAGCUCGUGAAUGUAAAACUCAAACCAAACUUUUUUUUACACCUAACAGUGAUACGAUAAAAAAUAUACCUGUAAUGAAGUCUGUGAUUAAUGAAAUUGAUGAAAUAAAUACAAUUAACAAUACAAUACCUGGAUCAAACCCAAUUAAUAAUGAAAUAGAUACAAUUAACAAUAAAAUACCUGAAUCAAACACAAUUAAUAAUGAAAUGAAUACAAUUAACAAUACAAUAACUGAAUUGAACACAAAAAAUAAUGAAAAAACAGAAUUAAAUAUGAAAACUAAGCUUGAUAUUCUAGAUUACCUAAUUACCGUAACGACAUCAGACAAACCAAAAAUUACAAAUGAGUUGUUACAAUCUCUAGUAAAAUAUGGGGCAUGUCAACCGUUUGAAAAAGACAUGACAAAUAAUACUUUUCCGAUAGAUCCUAAGACAAAACGUCAUUUUUCAUCAUCUUAUUAUUUUAUAAAAAAUUCUAUGAACGAGAUAACCAAGUACCAUUGGAUGUCUUACUCAAUCAUGCAAAAUGUUGUAUAUUGUCAUCCUUGCUGGCUUUUUGGGGAUAAUGCUACUAAGCAAUCAAUUUGGGUUUCUGGUUAUUCGGAUUGGAAACAUUUAACCCAGUCAGCCAUAAUUCAUUGUAACAGCAAACAACAUUUUAGAUCUGAUGUAGCUUUAGUUCACUAUUCUGAAAGUAAAUCUAUUGAAGCAAUGAUUUCAAAGCAGUAUUCAUUAAAAGUGAAAAAAUGGCGUGAAAUCCUCAAAUUAUUAUUUGAUGUAGUACUGACACUUUCCGUAUUAGGCUUAGCUUUUCGAGGACAUAGAGAGAAUAUCAACGAUACACGUUGUGGAGUUUACUUAUCGAUUUUAAAACUGUUAGCAAAGCAUAACCUACCUUUGAACAACAUUUACAAUCAAGCCUAA